AUGCUGAGUGCAAUUACAAGUUCGAAUGAAUUGACAUUCUUGGAAAAGAGUGUAACAGUAUCGCCUUUGGUUUUGUUAUCCGUUGUGGAUCAUUACAACAGAGUUUCUAAGGGCCUGAAAAAAAGAGUUGUAGGUGUUAUAUUGGGUGACAACUCAAGUGGCACCAUUAAAGUGACAAACUCGUAUGCCAUUCCUUUUGAAGAGGAUGAAAAAAACCCUGGAGUAUGGUUCUUGGAUCACAACUAUAUUGACGCCAUGGGUGAAAUGUUCAAGAAAAUCAAUGCCAAAGAGAAGUUAAUUGGAUGGUAUCAUUCCGGCCCAAAACUCAAGCCUUCCGAUUUGAAAAUCAACGAUGUGUUUAGAAGAUAUACGCCAAACCCAUUGUUAUUGAUUGUGGAUGUACAGCCGAGAAAAGUGGGUAUUCCUACCGAUGCCUAUUUCGCUGUCGAUGACAUUAAGAAUGAUGGGUCUGCAGCCGAAAAGACAUUUGUUCAUGUUCCAUCGCUGAUAGAGGCUGAGGAGGCGGAGGAGAUCGGUGUAGAGCAUUUGCUUAGAGAUAUUAGGGACCCGGCUGCAGGCAAUCUCUCGUUGAAGGUAACACAGACUUACCAGUCGCUCUUGGGGUUGCAUCAAAAGUUGAGAGAGAUUGCAAAUUACUUGGACAAGGUGUACCUUGGCAAACUUCCAAUCAACCAUACCAUUUUAGGUAAAAUUCAAAACGUGUUUAAUUUACUACCCAACUUGGAUCAAGCUGUCAACGGACCAAAUGGAAGUAAUGGCGGUGGCAACAAGUCGGGGAAUAGAGACUUGUCCACUGCAUUCACUGUGAAGUCCAAUGAUGAGUUGAUGAUUGUUUACAUUAGUACAUUGGUGCGUGCCAUUGUCGCGUUCCAUGAUUUGAUUGAAAACAAAUUGGAGAAUAAAAAAUUCAACGAAAAGAGAACACAAGGCGACGCUGAUUCUGACUUGCAGGAUGUGAAAACACCUCUGGAAAUACAAGCUUAA
Lodderomyces elongisporus is the source of this 1005-nucleotide messenger RNA. It is a transcript of the gene RPN8, whose product is annotated as proteasome regulatory particle lid subunit. Gene Ontology annotation, biological process: proteasome-mediated ubiquitin-dependent protein catabolic process. Gene Ontology annotation, molecular function: protein binding; metallopeptidase activity. The transcript has a single exon. Bases 1 to 1005 code for a protein of 334 amino acids. Lineage: Eukaryota; Fungi; Ascomycota; Pichiomycetes; Serinales; Debaryomycetaceae. Gene Ontology annotation, cellular component: proteasome regulatory particle; proteasome complex. The record is from RefSeq and is a predicted model, not a curated record.